AUAGGAAUACACAGGCAAACGGUUUGAGUUCGGGCAGAAAACCGCGAAAGUUAGAAAGUCGGUUAAGAGACGCGUCUGGUUGUUUUGACAGGAUAAUUACAUAAAAUAAAGGGAAAAAAUGUCAAGAAAAGAAAUUUACUACUCGGAUAAAUACACUGACGACGAAUAUGAAUACAGGCAUGUAUUUCUCCCAAAACCACUGGCGAAACUGGUGCCAAAGACCCACUUGAUGUCAGAGGAAGAAUGGAGAAGUCUUGGGGUACAGCAAAGCCAGGGAUGGAUACAUUAUAUGAUACACAAACCAGAGCCUCACGUGUUGCUAUUCCGAAGGCCUAUCACAAAGAAAUGAAGAAGACAAACAUGCCUUUUUUAAAGUGCACAUAAAUGUUAUUGCAAGUCAACCUUUCACAACCUAUGUUUAUCGAGGAAGUUCAAACAAAUGAAAAUAUUUUUGCAUGUUUUCUUUUUAAAUGCUGAUUUGAUCACUUCUGUAGAAAAUUUUGUUGAGCAAAAUGUGAGGCAAGUUUAUUAAUUCAGGUUGUUUUUUUUCUGCAAUUACUAGGUUAAUGUUUUAAAUUUUUUUUUAUUCUGCAUACAGUUCUUUCCUAGUAUUGGAUAUCUUAUUCCUGUUACGUUUUUCACACAGGUUACUGGCUGUGGAGCAUUAGGCUUAUUGGCAGUACUUUAAAUGAGGAUAAACUGAUUACUAAUACUAGAUAGCCUGAAAUUGAUAUUUUUGUUUGAAAUUUACACAUUAAAUUAAAAAUUAUUAACUGAAGUAAAAGAAGUAAUUAAACCAAUAUAAAAUUCUGCAGGUGUAUAGAAGUUCAGAUUGAAAAUGUAAACUUAGAAAACAGAAUUUUUCCUGAAAUGCAGUGCAUUUAUUCGAGUGAAUGGUGAUCAAAGUGUUUUUGAUCUAAAGCCAGGAUAUGUGAAAAUUGCUUAUCAAACUUCAAGGACUUUUCAUAAUUUAUACUGUACAAGUUUAAAUUAGUAAAUGUUUUUAAACAAAAAAUUUAUAUGUGUAAAUUUGAAAUUGAAAGCUCCAUUGUACAAAGAACAAAGGACAAAGAACCCCAAUAUUAUUUAUUAUGUUAAGGCUGAACCUGAUUUGUUGACAUUUAAUACUGAUAGUCAUUUGUUUCGAUGUGUUUCAAAUGCACAUGCUUGCGGUUUCUAUUUGUAGCACCUUUGUGGUCUUAAAGAGUGGAUACAUUGAUGUUACAAGGAGAACACAUGGCCUAUAAUUCAAGUUUUUUUUGUGUGAGAUAUUCCAUUUAUUCUUUCAACAAAAAUAACUAGUUUGAAAAUUAUUGUAAUUCUGUAUUUCUAAAAAGUUUAGUUUUUGUAUUCUGUGAAUACUGUAGAUUUUCACUUUUAUAGCUGUUACUAUUUGUGUUUCAGUUUACUUGUUUCUACUGUAUUAGUUGUUUCUGGAUAGAUUUUAGAUAUGCUUAUUUAAAAUAUUUCUUUUUUAAUUUAGAGGUAUAAACACAUAACACCACUUAACAUUGAAAGUCUGUUUAAACUGUUAUAUUAUUAGGUAUCUUUGUGUAAGCAGAAUACAUAAAACAGUCGUAAAAAAUUAAAUGUACAAAAAAUGAAAUGUAUUAUUAUCUGAAGUGAAUAAUGAAAUGUUUCAUGA
Molecule: messenger RNA, 1645 nt
Organism: Erpetoichthys calabaricus (reedfish)
Lineage: Eukaryota; Metazoa; Chordata; Cladistia; Polypteriformes; Polypteridae
Gene: cks2
Product: CDC28 protein kinase regulatory subunit 2
Exons: 3
Coding region: 119-349 (76 amino acids)
Biological process (GO): regulation of mitotic cell cycle
Cellular component (GO): cyclin-dependent protein kinase holoenzyme complex; SCF ubiquitin ligase complex
Molecular function (GO): histone binding; protein kinase binding; cyclin-dependent protein serine/threonine kinase activator activity
Source: RefSeq, a predicted model, not a curated record